AUUUGCGACGUCAAUCAGUUACCAUUCUGUCGUUAGUAAUCAGUGCUUGACAGAAAUUUCUGUAAAAUGACGCCGUUUAAUGUAGCAAACGUAAUAAACAUGUUAGCUACUACGUUUCAAAUUGCGAGUAUAACACAGACACCUAUAACACCAGUGGAAAUUGAAGUACAUAACGAAAUUAAAAAUAUUUUACAAAAAGCUCAGGACACACGUUCAGUGAUAUUGAUAGAUCAUGAUUACGUGCUUGAUUUUGAAGAUCCGUCGGAGCCACAUUCCACGCAAGUUGUAGAACAUAUUACGCCUGCAGAAAAAGAAGAAGAUGAAGGCAGUUUCGAACCUGAAGAAUGCGUUGUUGAUGAUGAAGGAGGCAUAGUCGACUUCAGUUAUAAGAGAAAAGCUGUGGAGUUUUGGAAAAGUGGAAAAAAGGCCUGUAGAACUUUAAGUGCAGUACAACACAAAUUCCGCAAGGUUAAAUCUUAUCAUCAACUAUACAGGUGGGAGACAAGUUUAGAAAAAGGUGGAACAAAUGCAGAUAAAUUUGCAUUUAUUGCGGAAUAUGUACUGCACAAGUUUCAAGAAGCUUGUGAUAGAAAAUCAAUCAUUCAUGAUAUGAAUUUAAGAUUAUGGGCCUUGGAGGCAAAGGAUCAAGUGGAUCUACCCGAAUUCAGGGCAAGUAAAUGGUGGAUUUGGAAGUUUAAAAAAGUACACGGAAUUGUUUCUCGAAAAAUAACCGCAUUCCGAACGCAAUUUACAUUUAAAGAUCAAGAAAAUAUACAAAAUGUCGCAAAAGAAUUUGUUUCAAAUGUAAAGUCCAAGAUCCCAGCUAUAGGACUAGAAGAAGUUUAUAAUGCAGACGAGAGUGGCUUCAACCUUGAAAUACAUUCUGGGCGAACAUUAGCGAAAUCAGGAGUGAAAAUAAUUGAGGCAGCAGUUCAAAGUAUAUCUUCAACAACACAUAGUUAUACUAUAAUGCCUCUUAUUUCGGCAAGUGGAAAUCUUCUUUCACCACUGUACAUCGUUUUGAAGGAGUCUACAGGAACAUUUGGACCGAGGGUGGAAGAAACUCUAUUUCGUCCAGUUAACAUAUACAUCCAGGCUUCAAAAUCAGGAAAACUCACUGCAGAACAUUUCAAAACUUGGUUCACCGAAGUAUAUCUACCGAAUACUGGCAGUAAAAGUAUGCUUCUACUUGACUCAUGGACGGGACACUGCCCGAGCCAGCUAGAGCAACAUGUACCACAAGUUUCCGCCUUCAAAAUGCGACACUUGUAAAGCAAGUGUCCCGGUGAAUAUAGUACGACCACUCAUUGAUGAAACAAAUUCUUCUACAGCUCCUCCUUUUACAGCUGAAGAAAUCAUGCGGCGCGGUGGCGGAAGAGGAGCAAUAAUUCAAAUACUACGGGAGAGGCGGGAGGCUCGUGAAAAUCGUUAAUUUAUAAUUUUGUAUAAUUUUUAAUUUUGACUUUCCACGACAAUUAGAAUAUGUAACUAUUUUUUACUCGAGAGUCGUUUACUCAAGUUUAGUUGUUUAACAAUAUUUUGUUAAUAUUAAGAUAUUUAUGAUAGCGGCUGAUGAAGGCCUAGUGAGGCAGAAAUUGGUUCCGCGUUAUUAUAAUAAUGUACAUUGCUCGCUAAUGUAUAAUGCUUGCUCCUACUUGUACAUAAUAAAAAUAUAUGUAAUUUAGAAUAA
Solenopsis invicta (red fire ant) is the source of this 1690-nucleotide messenger RNA. RefSeq lists its product as uncharacterized. The record is from RefSeq and is a predicted model, not a curated record. NCBI's taxonomy places the organism in Eukaryota, Metazoa, Arthropoda, Insecta, Hymenoptera, Formicidae. Bases 67 to 1272 code for a protein of 401 amino acids. The transcript has 2 exons.